GUCAAUUUGUCAUCUGGCCUUCUACAAAUCGCUGACCAAAAAGCAAAACCAACACGAAGCUCAUCAUCUAUACAAAAAAUGCAGUCCCUUUCAGUUUCUCGCUCCUCUCUCUACCACACUAACCAAGUUAUCUCCACCAAAACUCCCAUCUCCCAUCAAAGCAGAGUCUUUUGUCGAUUUUCUCCUCAUCAACUUCAACAGUUACAGAGGCAUCAGCAGUUGGCCUCUCUCAGCUACAACCCACUACGAGUGUUGAGAAUGGCGAAAAAAGGGCGUGGGGCUGGUGCUGUUUGCUAUGCUGCGCCGCUCACACCUGGGAAUCUUCAGUGGGUCUCCGCUGUUUCGACUGCAGUCCUAAUGCUAGCAAAGGGAACAGCUAUCCACAAAUCCUUCCUUGUUCCUUUGUUUGCACUACAAGCACCUGCAAGCAUUCUCUCAUGGAUGAAGGGUGAGUAUGGCAUGUGGACUGCUUUCUUGGCCCUUCUAGUACGUCUCUUCUUCUUUAUUCCAGGGGAAUUGGAGUUGCCGUUUAUAACGUUACUGUUGGUGAUUGUGUCUCCAUAUCAAAUUAUGAGGCUGAGAGGAACACAAGAAGGUGUGAUUCUUUCAUUGGUAAUAGCAGCUUAUUUGGCUUUCCAGCAUUUUACUAGAGCCGGCAGCUUGGGAAAAGCUUUCGACCAAGGUUCAAUCAUUGCUACCUUAGCCACCAUCUGUAUUGUUGCUGUACCGUGCUUGCUUCUGAUCUAAUUUCUGUGAACUAUAGACUAUCUGUAAUUAAUGACAAUAAAUUUUCUGUAAACAAGAAUCAAAAUUUAUGCGGUAUGCAUUGCUCUCGUUUAUAUGGCAGAUGAACUGCAUUUAUUUCAGGUGGUUUGAGUAAA
Striga asiatica is the source of this 881-nucleotide messenger RNA. The record is from the annotation of a GenBank genome assembly. Lineage: Eukaryota; Viridiplantae; Streptophyta; Magnoliopsida; Lamiales; Orobanchaceae.